GCAAGCGUGGGUAGCAACUCACGCCACGCACGAGUACCCCUGCGCCCCGGCUCCUCCUCUUCAACGAUAGGCCAUACAGAUCACGGCCGCGGCGACCAGCGGAGAUCUUAACCGGAAUCCCAAACCCCCAAUCCGAUCUGCCGGCUUCCCCCAAAGAUGGCGGCGACGUGGGUGGCGGUGCUGGCGGUGGUGCUGGUCGCGGCUGCGCAGGCGGCGGCGGGGCCGGUGACGGCGCCGGCUUUCCUCUGGGCGCCCAAGAACUACGGAUUCUGUUCCAAUGAGGCUAAAGAAGUAGUCCACUAUCAGACAAUCUCCCCAAAUAGCUUAGCUAAAUCUGUUCUUGAGGAAGGUGGUUGGUCAAACUUGGUGUGUUCAAAGGAAGGUUCUCAAAAAGAUGUUGAUGUUGCAGUUCUUUUUCUCGGAUCAAAGCUACAAUCAUCGGACAUAUCUAAAGAUAAGCAAGUGGACCCAGCUUUAGCAGACACGCUGAAGCUCUCCUUCACAAACUCCGAAUUUUCUAUGGCAUUUCCUUAUGUUGCCAUGUCAGACGAUGAAAAACUAGAGACCUCAUUGCUAUCUGGAUUUGCUGAGAAUUGUGAGGAUGGUUCUGGAAGAAAUCAUAUCACAUACACAGACACUUGUACUGCAAGCAGUGAAGAUAUAAAGAACCAUGAGAGCAUGGAUUCCAUUCAAAAUUUGGUAAAGUCACGGAUGGGAAACAACCCAAGUGGACAGACUGAGCUAAUUGUCUUCUGUAGCGGCGGUUUCAAGGAAAACACAAAAUCAGAAGGGGAGUUGCUUUCCGAGCUGGUUUCUGUGCUUAACAAGGCUGAGGCUAAAUAUACAAUUCUUUACGCUUCUCAACCAUAUGGUUUGUUGGAGAACCCAUCCGACUUGCCAUUAGCCAGGUAUCUUGCAGAGAAGACCAAUACUACUAAACCUGUUCUUGAGAAAUGUGAUGGAGAGUGCCAAACAAAAUCAUCUCUCCUGGAAGGAUUAUUUGUGGGAAUAGUGCUGCUCAUCGUCUUGAUAUCAGGACUCUGCUGUAUGAUGGGGAUUGAUACUCCGUCCAGGUUCGAGGCUCCCCAGGAGUAAUCUCAGUCCAGUUCUAAAGCAGAUCAGAUAUGGAUGGCCAGUGUUUGUUAGCCUGCGCUGUGGAUAUAGUUAGCUUCCUUUUCGAAUGCGCCUUUGCUUUGUGUAUUUUACUGAGCCAAGAUUUCUGUUUAGUGACCAAUUUUUUGGUGUAAUACUCUACUCCAUACCCACGGAGAUCUGAGCCUUUGCAAACUAAUAUAUGCGCAAGGCUUGUGUUGUACCAUGAGACUUCAACACUGCUUGCAGUUUUCUCUGUGAAUAGCUUGGAUUCAGGUGGCCAAUAAGAUGAUGGCACUGUCCAUCUAAUAAAAUCCUGUCAUUCAUCAAUUA
Molecule: messenger RNA, 1425 nt
Organism: Brachypodium distachyon (stiff brome)
Lineage: Eukaryota; Viridiplantae; Streptophyta; Magnoliopsida; Poales; Poaceae
Exons: 9
Coding region: 157-1095 (312 amino acids)
Source: RefSeq, a predicted model, not a curated record